This is a messenger RNA of Serinus canaria (Common canary), 1870 nucleotides long. Its product is annotated as serine/threonine-protein kinase pim-3-like. Gene Ontology annotation, biological process: protein autophosphorylation. Gene Ontology annotation, molecular function: ATP binding; protein serine/threonine kinase activity. The record is from RefSeq and is a predicted model, not a curated record. Lineage: Eukaryota; Metazoa; Chordata; Aves; Passeriformes; Fringillidae. Gene Ontology annotation, cellular component: cytoplasm.
UGGUUCCGCCUCCGCCGGGCUCUCUCCGCCGGGCUCUCUCCGUACUGGCUGUGGCGCCGCUGGAAGAGCCGCUCGCUCUGGUGCUGGCGGAGCAGCACGGUCUUUUGGCUCCGCCUGGCGCGGGCUCUGGCCCAGCCGCAGGCGAGGCCCCGGCCCCGAAAGAAGCCCCUGCGGCGGUUCCGCCCGCAGCCGCCCCGCUGCCGCUCAGCUCCCGCCCUGUGGCCGACAGCGUCGCCGGCAGCUUCCCCGCUCCGAUCUCCGCCUCUCGCCAGCUCGGCCGCCGGCCCCGAGCCGCCGCAGCCCAGGGCGGCUGGGCAAGCAGCGGCGCGCCGGGCGGGCGGGUGCCCCGGGCAGAAGAGCGGGAGCGCGGUGCCGCCCGCACGGGCGGAGAAGCCUCCCCUAGAGCAGCUCUACCGGGAGGGUCCGCUGCUGGGCAGCGGCGGCUUCGGCAGCGUUUACUCCGGGACCCGGCUCGCCGACGGCGCCCCGGUGGCCAUCAAGCGAGUGUCCCGGGACCGCAUCUCGGAGUGGGCGCGGCUGAACGGCGCCCUUGUGCCCCUGGAGCUGGCGCUGCUGUGGAUGGUGUCGCGGCCUGGCUCCCGCGGCGUCGUGCGGCUCCUGGACUGGUUCGAGGUGCCCGAGGGCUUCGCGCUGGUCAUGGAGCGUCCGGAGCGCUGUCAGGACCUCUGGUACUUCCUGGACGAGCGGCGGUUCCUGACGGAGCCCGUGGCGCGGGGGCUGUUCCGCCAGGUGCUGGAGGCCGUGCGGCACUGCAGCAGCUGCGGCGUCCUGCACCGCGACAUCAAGGCCGAGAACGUCCUCGUGGACCUGGCUACGGGCGAGGCGAAGCUCAUUGACUUCGGGUGUGGCACGAUCCUCCAGGACACAUUCUACACCCAGAUGUCAGGAACGCCGGAGUACAGCCCACCGGAAUGGAUCCUCUUUGGCUGCUACCAUGGCCAGCCAGCCACCAUCUGGUCUCUGGGCAUCCUGCUCUAUGAGCUGGUCUGCGGGCACCUUCCUUUCCACACCAAGGAGGACAUCGUCCGGGGCCAGCUCUGCUUCCCCGCCGAGGUGUCUCAAGAGUGCCAGCACCUCAUCAGGUGGUGUUUAUGCAUGGACCCCACAGACAGGCCAUCCCUGGAGGACCUUUUUGAGCAUUCUUGGCCAGGAGCCCUGCCUGGCCCAGGAGACAGCAGAGAUGGAUCCCUGUGCACAGUAGGAUCCAGGAGCCCAGCAAGCACCAGCAGCACGAGUCCCGUGGCUCUGGAAGAAAAGCCUGGAGUGUUUCCCUGUGGCUGCAGCGUGGAGGAGAGAGCACAGCCAAGGAGAUGCUUCCGCUGGUCCCCGGCGAGCUGUGGAGGGAGCAGCUCCGAGCUCCCCAUCCUAUUGGAGAAGUGGUGGCAGUGCAGUGAAGGUGCCACGGACUGGGACAGGGGAAACAUCCCCCUGCAGGUCAAUGGCAUCAUGAUGUUGCCGCAAGCCGAGGCACAGCUGGCGUGUUCUUCUGGAGCCCGACGUGGAGCUGGGAACACCAUCCUGGAGCUGGCCGCUGGCGGGGCAGAGCCGAUGGGCUUUGGCUGCGGCCCCUGCCUGGAGGACACGCUCUGCGCCCUGAUGAAAUCAAGAUGAGUCCCCAGCCAGGGCAGGGCUGGGGGGAUGCUGGUGCUUCCAGGCAGAGCAGGGCUCGGCCUGGCCCCGUGCUGGAGGUUCCCCGCUUGGCGACACUGGAGAAUAUUAAUAUUUCUGCUGGCCCCCGAGUUGCUUUUUGGCGUGACAGGGGACUGAUGUUGCCUUGCUGACAGCUUCUGCCAGCCAGCCUGGCACGGGCUGAGGCAGGGGCAGCCAGCCUGACAAAAGCAUCCAUCCA